AUGAUGACGUUCGCCCUACUGCUGCGCACCGGUUGCAGUCGUGUCGUGAACGCUCGCUUCGUGCUAGCAAUCGCGGCGGUGAUCCUCGCCGUUGCGGAUGCCUUCCAUGUGCGUGCUUCAAUCCCGCUCCGCAAUAUCGCGAUCCCACGAAAACUGCCGUGGGCACGAACGGCUUCAAGCGGCGACACUACCGUCCUCAUGAUGAGCACCGCCCCGGCUAGCACCACCACCACUACCGCUGCUGUCACGCCUGAGGCCGCCUUAAACCCCAUUAUCCAAGAACUGCGAGCAAGGAUCGUGGAAGCACCGGAGCCCUUGGAAGGGAAUAGAGAGUCUCAACGGCAUGCCGACAGGGUUAUCUCAACAACGUUCGAAGUCGACUGUGACGGGAACUUGCUGGGCGGCGAGGGGCAAGAGCUCCGACUUACAAGGGCCCUGUCUCUGGAUACCUUUGUGGUCGUGCGAGUCCGGCCCAAACCGGCCAGGGCGUGUCUCCGGAGGCUGGGGAGAGUGGCGGAGCAGCUUCUGGGGGAGUCGCGUACGGUUGAAGAGAAAGUGGCGGCUUUCGGCCCGAUCAGAGCCGAGGGACAAUUCGUGUCGGGAUAUGCGGGAGGGGGAGACUACGGUUCUGGUCAGUUUCUGGAGACAAGGGGCAUCGGCGGAGAUGAGAUUGUCCCUCACGUUGAUGGUGAUGCCGCAGCCGGUUUGAUCGAGGGCAGGCGGGCUCUGACGGCGAUUUCAGGCGGCAUUCUGCAAGCCGUGUUGCGCCAGAGCUUGCCCGAGAUCGACCCCGCCGCCUUCCUCGGCCUCGUCGAUCCGGGAGAGGGCCGACAGGGCGUGGGAGGGUCCUCCCCAAAUAUGUCCGCUUCGCCUCUGAGGAUAUGCCGCUACGCCGGCGGCGGAGAUGGCGUUGCCUUCGGCACCCACACCGACACAACCUUCCUGACCGUGAUCCCGUGCGCUUCAGCCCCGGGGCUGGAGAUCAUCCAGCCAUCGACGGGUCGCUGGGUGCGGCCGGAAGCAUCACGGGACUGUCGGCCCGGCUCUGACGUUAUGCUGCUCGCCGGAGAGCUGCUGCAGGUGUUCGGGAGAGGCCGGUACCAAGCCGCCGUGCACCGCGUGGUGCGGCCCGCGGGCAGUACGGAACCCCGUGUGUCGACCCCGUUGCUGCUCCGCGGGAUUGCCGGGGCUGCCAUUCGAGGCUCGAUGCUCCCGCCAGCGGUUGCGGCGAGACUUGAGAGAAGGUCAGAGGAAGCGAAGCAGACACGGCGGGAGAUAAGGAGGGCGGCGGGAGGAUCAUCUUCGGAGGAAGGCGACGAGGCGGGGGAGCUGAACAUGACGGACCUGUGGGCGGCUCUGCAGUUCAGGGGAGGCGCGACGCCGGAGUCCAGCGGUGGCGGCGAUGGCUGGGGCGGCGAGAUCUCGGACAGCGUUUCUUCCCCGCCGCCGCUCGCCCAGACGAAGACCACCGACCAGAUCCGAGAGUGUUUUGAGCCGUACGCGCGGGAUGGCGUCGCUGUCCUGAGCGUCGACCCCCUCCUGGUCCGGCUGCGCGGCUUCGCGUCCCCGGGCCAAUGCUCGGCGAUCAUCGACCAAGGCAUGGAGAGCUUGGAGGAAUCCACGACGUGGGGCGGCGCGGGCGCUCAGACCGAGUCGGACGCCCUUAGAAGGAGCGCAACCACCUGGCUAGCGGACGACUGCCUGGCGCCGCUUCUCGGACGCUUGACGGAGAGGGUUAGUGGGAUGUCCGGCUUGCCCUCGGCGUUCAUGGAGAAGUGGCAGGUGGCACGAUACCGGCCUGACGGCUACUUCAAGCUGCACACCGACCACGUGGAAGACUUCAACAGACUCGUGUGCGGCGGGCGGCUCGGCACCCUUAUCCUGUACCUCAACGAUGACUUCACCGGCGGCCAGACCGACUUUCCGUUCGUGCAUGUGGCUGUAGCGCCGUUUGCGGGAGACGCCAUUUACUUCCACAGCGUGGAGCUGCCGGUGGAGGAGGAUGCCGACUCGAUGCGGCCAGACGAGAGGAGCGCGCAUUCGGGGCUAGCCGUCGAGGGAGGGGACAAGUGGAUCGCGACGAAGUGGAUACAUCCACUGCCGUACCCUAACGGGAGAGUUGAUGACGAGGAGGCUACGGAGGGCCUAUCGCCAUACGCCGAAUGGGCGCCCUACCCUCCAAUCGGGGUCGCGGAAUGAGCAAAAGAUGACCGCCUCUCUGU
Messenger RNA from Ectocarpus siliculosus, 2222 nucleotides. NCBI's taxonomy places the organism in Eukaryota, Phaeophyceae, Ectocarpales, Ectocarpaceae. The record is from the annotation of a GenBank genome assembly.